This is a messenger RNA of Limanda limanda (common dab), 3592 nucleotides long. Its product is annotated as zinc finger protein 316-like. Bases 206 to 1678 code for a protein of 490 amino acids. Gene Ontology annotation, molecular function: RNA polymerase II cis-regulatory region sequence-specific DNA binding; DNA-binding transcription factor activity. The record is from RefSeq and is a predicted model, not a curated record. The transcript has 4 exons. Gene Ontology annotation, biological process: regulation of transcription by RNA polymerase II. Gene Ontology annotation, cellular component: nucleus. Lineage: Eukaryota; Metazoa; Chordata; Actinopteri; Pleuronectiformes; Pleuronectidae.
AACUCUUGAGCUGCACACAGUAGGGGACAGAUCAUAGACUGGGACAGAUACACAGACUGUGAAUCCGGCUUCAGGUAUUUUGCAUGUCUCUCCGAUAAGACACCACCGUGUGGAUUUGUUGACACCUGAGCCCCGACGCGCACACCUGUCCGCGCACAAACACACACACACACACACACACACACACAAACACAUAGCCGAGACAAUGAUGGCGGACUGUGUCGGCUUCCAGGCGCAGAUUGCCUCGAUCAUAGAGAUACUGGCCAACUCUGCGGUGGCGGAGAUCUGUAAACUGGUUGACGAUGGCUUCGCGGCGCUGCGUUCCCAAAUGGAGCAGGAGCGCGACAAGAGCGAGAAGGAGAACGACGCGCUGCGGCAAAAGCUACGAGACAUGGACGUGAAGAUGAGGAGCUACCAGAGGAAGAUGAGGAGACGAAUUCAGCGGGAGGAGUUCAGGCCACCCGAAGGAACUGAUGACCAUCAGCCUCUGGUGUCUCUUCAUGCCUCCUCAGAAGAAAAAUCAAAGCACAGUGAAACCAAGGUGAUGCCGCUGGUGAAGCAGGAGAAAGUGGAAAGAGACAACUGCAACCUGGACCUCAAGGUGGAGGUGAACAUAAGCGCAGAGUGUGGCCUGUCAAAUGCCGUGGAGCCCAAUGAAGAUAUCCCCCAUGGUAAUGUUGGUGACACAAGUGUCAUCACCCCUUCUACCCCCUCCACCAACCAACCCUCUUCCUCUCCCACUGACUCCACAGUGGAUCUGACCUGCCAACCACGAACCAAACGUAAAGCCAUCGAGGCCCUGGGAAACAGUUUGGCAGGCAGCAGUGGGGGCCUCCCGGGCCCUGGAGCUGCUCGCAGGGAACUUGGAGUGAGCCUUACAGAUGGUGCUCUAAAGCCAGAGAUCCAGACAGAUGAUUGCAUGGAAGAAGAACUUCAUCUCUCUCAGCUGUCAGCCCCUGUAGCAUCAGAUGAGCCCAGCCCCGACCGCCUCCACAGCCUGGGCCUUGACCUGGUCUGGAUGCAGGAGAGGGUCAGCCAUCUUGGUGCAGCUUAUGCAGUAGCACAGUUAGGUUUGGGUAACACAGAAACUGGACACCCCUCUGCCUCCUUUCCCUCACAGGGAGGAGGAGACAUUUUAGAUUGCCCUCCAACUAUGCUUUUCACAGGUGGAUCUCAUGAAAUGGCUGCUUUUGCUGCUUCUUUUGACAUGGCAGCUGCAGCCACCACCGCUGCCGCUGUUGUCACUGCACCACCUCCACCCCCUCCCCGUUCAGCUCCUUCUGCCAUAACGACAAGCCAGAGGCGGCCUUAUAAGAGCGGUGCUACCUCUUCUACAGAUCCUGUGUCUUGUGCAGUUUGUGGUCGUCUUUUCCCAAGUGCAGCUGCCCUAGAGCUGCACCAGCCGAUGCACACAGGCGAGAGACCCUACACUUGCACCCACUGUGGAAAGGGCUUUGCCCAGCCCAACAACCUGCGGGUCCACCUCCUUAUCCACACCGGGGAGAGGCGUUAUCGAUGCACACUUUGUGGGAAGAGUUUCAUCUCAUCAAGCCACCUGAAGAGGCACCGCACAGUCCACACGCAGGAGAAGCCCUACAGCUGCUCGCGCUGUGGACAGUCCUUCAGCCAGAUGUGUAGUGUUCGCAGACACCGGCAGCAGUCCCAGUGUGGACUGUAGACUGGCCCCCGGAUGAGGUGGAUGCAAUCUUAGACUGAUCCCCACCUGAAGGGUAAUUCACUCAAAUCCCUUUAUAUGGGAAUUUAUGCAUCUUAUGUAAGCAUAAGCAAACAAGGGAAGGUUGUAUCCUGGGAUAUCAUGACAUGUAUAUUUUUCCUAGACCAUAGACGUCAUAUGUGAACUCUGUUUUAAGGUGGCUUUCCCUUUCAGACCCUCAACCUUUUCUUCCUCUAUGCCUCAGACAGAGGAUCGCAGAGUGUACUGUACAGGAGUGUCUCAGUGUUGACAUCACUUAAUCCAUCCUUCUAUCAUGAAAUGGUCAAGUUUAUGAAUGAACAUCCGGUUUACAUAACUUACUAUGGUGGUAUUUGAGUAAUGAGUUCACCUGUAAAAUUGACCAAAAAUACAGCAAAGUUUGACUACAAUUUAUUACAAAUAUCUUAUCUUGCCUUAUUCAACUGUGGUUUCAUAUUUCCAGACAGUUCCAGCUCUUUUGCCUGUUAAAUCACUCAGAAGUGUGCAAAGGGUUUUCAGUUUUUUCACUGGAAACGGGGGGGACAGGUUAGCUCAGUAAGCAGAGAAACAUCUACGCAUUCCAACAACUCUGAAGCUGCUUUUAUUUUAUGCAAUCAUCAUAUGUUGUGAUGAAAAAUGUGACAUCAGGAUCAAGUGGCUGUUCGUGAGCUGAGGGAUGACGGCACACAGUGUUGCUAAACUAUUGUCACAAUAUUUAUUUAUUCAUUCAUUUUAUUUUAAUUGCAAAGGACAAUGUACGAAAUAGAAUAUUAAUUUGCACAUGAUCUGUUGGACUAGAGUAAGAUUAAAGGUCAUCGGAAUAUGCCAAGUGACAGAAUAACACUAAACUAACAGGAAACAAUACAAAAUUACACACAAUGGUACAUCUUUCUCAUACGCACGCACACACACUCACAUACGUCUCUCUCUGAAUUUACCGUUUUUUUCCUUGUUAAAAGGGGUUUUAUUUAGGUCGUUUUUCCUCACUCUUGCUGAGGGUUACGGGCAGAGAAUAUCACACCUUGUAAGCCCUAUUGGAGAGAUUUUGAAUUGUGAAUAUGGGCUUUACAAAUAAUAUGUGAUUGAUAUGUAUUUAAGUUUUCACUUGAUACGAUGGUAGGAACUGCUACUUAGCGAGGGAUCUGAUAUCAGAUGGUAGUAAUGAUGAUGAUGCUACUCACAGCUGACUAGCUAAAACAACCUUACCAAACUAAUCUCUACGGAUCGAGCCAUGCAUGGAUUGCAAAGAAAGUAUUUUGGCCUUCGUAUCAAACUCAGCAGUGAUCCCACACACAUAAAUGUUUAGUUUUUGUUAUACAAAUUCCAAUUGAUUUCCUUCAUCAUUUUUACAAUGUCUUUUACCAUAUCUCUGAUCUACUCUCUUACAGUUACUGAGACAAACUAACACUGGAAAAAGAUUUGUCCACAGCAGCAUUAAGACUUCCUCAUAAAUUCCCCUUCUGAUAAAGGUUUCAGCCACUUAGAUAUGAUCUUACAUACUUAAAAACCUGCCUGUACAACAGAAUUCGUUCUUGUGAAAGCUGAAAAAUCUGGAUAUGACAGCUGUGUUUUGUUGUCCUUUACUCUGACACCCUGACAGACAUGUGAGUCUGUUAUUUUUAUUGCUGCAAAAAAAAUGUAGCUGUCAUUUUGUUUAUAUUUCUGAGUUUAUGUUUUUGUAUUUAUGAAUUGUCUCAUGAGUCUUUAUGCAGCCUGGAGGCUGGAGUUUCCUCAAAUCUGCUUAAUACUGUCUGAUAAAGCUAUAACUCUUUAUGCCAUCUGGUCAGACUUUCCACUUAUGGAAUGCUGGCUUAGUCAAAAUUGAAUGAAUGAAUUAAUAGGUAGAUAAAUAAAUAUGGCUAUGAAAUUAACCCUGAAAUAAAAAUAUAUGGCAAUAUA